Sapajus apella (tufted capuchin) is the source of this 1059-nucleotide messenger RNA. Its product is annotated as cilia- and flagella-associated protein 74-like. The transcript has 9 exons. The coding region runs from base 1 to 1059 and encodes 352 amino acids. The record is from RefSeq and is a predicted model, not a curated record. NCBI's taxonomy places the organism in Eukaryota, Metazoa, Chordata, Mammalia, Primates, Cebidae.
AUGGCUCCUGGCUCAGCUGUGAGCGUGAGGCCCUGCGGCCGACCCCAUCCAGGCCAGACUCCAGGGCGGCGGCUACGGCAGCACGAGCAUCUCCCGGAGGCUGGGACUGCCGCCGCCCUAGGGCGCCCCAGCAACCCCUUGCCCCGUGGCCUCUGCCUUCUCCUCCGAGCGGUGACGCCCCCAGUCCUGCUUCUGGAGCAGGAGCACAGACCUUGCCUGGAGCCACGCGCAGGCCUCACACUCCCUGUGGCCUGGCAUGUGGCCCUGGGUUCACUCUGUGUCCUCUGGCAGCUGUCCCUUGACAAGGAGCUCAUCGACUUCGGCAGCUACGUGGUGGGAGAGACCACGUCUCGGACCAUCACGCUGACCAACGUCGGGGGCUUGGGCACGAGUUUCAAGAUCCUGCCAGCUUCAGAGCCCUGCGAGGUGGACAACUCCCAUUCCAUCCUGAAAUUAAGCAGCCUCCUGAUCUACGAGGAGAAAAGUGUGUACGACAAAGCCGCCACCAGCAUCUCUGAGCAGCCGCUGGAGGGCAACGAGUUCUCCCAGGUGGACCUGCAGAGCCGGAGGGCGGCGGAGAAGCUGGACCAGUUGCAGGGGGAGGCAGAGCCCGAAGAAGCAGAGAGAUUAACCACGACAAUACCGCCCAGCGAAGAACAGACGGAGAUAACACUGGGGGAGAUAACACAGGGGGACAUUGGCCCCUUCAGCUCCAUCAGGGUGCCCAUCAUCUUCACCCCAAUGGUCCCAGGAGACAUCCAAGCCAGGUUCAAGGUCACGUUUAAGAACCACCAGUGCCCAACGCUGCAUUUUAGGGUCAUGGGCAUGGCCAUCGAUGUGCCAGUCUGGGUGUCAAGGCCCAGCGUGGACCUAAAGAUCUGCAUGUAUGACCGGCUCUACCAGGACUCUGUACUCGUGCACACGCGAUCGAAAGCUGCUCUGCGCCUGAGGUUCGAGGUGUGCACGGAGCUGAGGGCCCACCUGGAGCUCCUCCCUGAGACGGGCUACAUCCAAGCACAGUCCUCCUACUCCGUGCAGCUCAAGUUCCUGCCCCGGUAG